This is a messenger RNA of Xyrichtys novacula (pearly razorfish), 7775 nucleotides long. The record is from the annotation of a GenBank genome assembly. NCBI's taxonomy places the organism in Eukaryota, Metazoa, Chordata, Actinopteri, Labriformes, Labridae.
AUAUGUCAUUGGCACAUGAUGAGAAAUACCCUGAAAAAUGCCAGAAUAGCACAAAAGCCCAUUUAGCAGAGUUCAUUAAUGAAAGUUCCAGUUUCCUCCUCAUCGAGCUGCAUUGUGUGUGUAUGUAUCUGUAUGUGUGUGUGCUGUUUGUUCUGGACUCACUUACGGUGUGCACUGGUAGGCAGGCAGCAGUACACGGCAACGCUGAGCUGCCUGUGAGGUAAAAAGAGAAGCGACAGACGGUGAAAGUGGAAGGACGGCUUCCUAACAGUGAAAAGCACCGAGUAAGCAGUCCCCAUACAGACGGUCAACACAGGGAGAGAGAGGCCCCGGGUGUAGCUCGAAGGCAGGAGCGGUUCAGCAGACACAGCCAUGGCUAACAUCGCGGCCCAAAGAAUCAAGCGGGAGUUCAAAGAAGUUGUCAAAAGCGAAGAGGUGCGGUAACGUUACUGCUUAUUCUGUAUCUCUGUAGGUUGUUUUUUCUGUGUAAAUUCCUUUAAAAUCUCUACAGUCUGUUGCCACUACGACAGAGACAAAAAAUACCUUCGCUAACGUCAGGUCUCACAGUCUGGUGUUGCAGUAGGUCAGGCCUAAAGAGAACAACUUCAGCUAGCCUGAGAUCACUGACUGCCCGAACCUGUGCUAUUAUGUCAGGUGGGAGUGUUCAGGAAACACGGGGGCUUUGUCAACUAACAGGCCCCUUGUGUUUCACAAACAAUACCGCAUAUCUUUGGGUAGUUAUCACGCUAAAAUUAACUUAACUUGUGCGACACAGGCCUUUUGUUUUUAUACUGUGUUAACCAUCAGACUUUGUAGCUGACGUUUCGUGUAUGCUAACAGAAACGUUAGUUUGACAUCUCACUUUCGGCUAGCGUUAGCCUGUUUUGUUAUGCUAGAACGUACUCUAACUGGAUCACAUUUACUGAACCUUAUUCAACAUAACAUGAGAACAAUGUGGGUCUUUUAAAGGGUGUAUUUUGUCAUCGGGCUAUCCGUUAAGUCCUAGUAUUAUGGGCUUUGCUCUUUUUGUUAGCUAUCCAUGUUGCCAUCAUUAUAAAAUAUCAUAACCUCUCUGUAAGUGUCUGACACUACAUACGAUUUAAGUCCCCGGCAUUUUAAAGGCAACGUUUUUACAUGGAUGUACAUUAGUAUAUAGGGCUGGGCGAUAUGGGAAAAAGUUUCUCAUGAUAUAUUUUUUUCAUGUCAGUCGAUAUCUAUAUAGAUAACGAUAUAAUAAAUGAUAUAAAAGCAUGUCUUUAGCAAUUGACCGGUUUCAGAAAGCAGGACAUUUCUUAUUAGUUUACUACCGGAGUGAACGGAGAAAUAAAAUGACAAGGAGCUGUUGCGCUGUAAACUGCACGAAUCGGCAAACAAAAAAAUCGGUAAACAUUACGACCUGAUAAUAGUAACAUCUAAAACAACGUCACAACCUGGUAAAUUAGGUGUAAAUCAUGGAUAUUUCAGCAAGUGUUUUUCUGAUUUUUCAAUGAAGUGACAUUUUAUUCCAAUUGUGUCAGGGAAAACUCGCAAACAAUACGGCAUCUUCAUUGAUAUCAGUCCACUCCGAAGCAGGCUUUUGCCCCAUGGUUGCGCGCCAGUGUUGUUUUCGUUGACGCCCCUUUUUUUCCACGACAAAGACGUGACGUUUGCGAGCUAAACUUAAGUCUUAGAUGACUAAAAUGUGACGAAACAAAUGUGCGUUUACGUUUACGUUGACGAGACGAGACUAGACGAAAACGUUAGCGGUGGAAGACGAAUAGAGUUGCAAAAUUCAGGAGCAUUUCGUUAGUCAAACGCUUAACAUACAUUCUGCAGUGUUGUUUUUAUUGACGAUUAUGUAGAUGAAAUAUUUUCAUCAACGAAAACAACACUGUUGCACGCACAAUAAGCCACUGCGUCUGUUAGGACUUUGUGUCUCCUUGAUGUUAUGUCGUAAAGCGUUUUGCUAGAGAAAGUGGACUGAAUGGUUGGCUGUUUCGGCUGCACAGGCGCCACGGGUUUCUUGCGCCGCUCUGGGUUUGUAGUGCUGUCGGCUUCACGUGUUAAAGUGCUAUGGUUGCACGCAGCUGCAACCUGCUACUAUGCAGUUGUUCGCUACUUGGUUCUUAUUCAGCACAUGAUUGGUUCAGUGCGACUCCCCUUUCCAUCGGCUAGUUGUAUAGUCUACCAACACAUGACAGAAUGCAGGUUAUCGAAAAGCAUAUUGAUUUUAAGGGAAAUUUCGAUAUCAUUAUCGUUUUAUUGCCCAGCCCUUUUAGUAUGUCAUGAAUAUGUGUUUUAAUUCUUGAAUGGACAUUGCUAGACACAGGUUGAUGUCAAAGUAACCGUUCAUGUUGUUUCUCACAUUUCUCUUGAUACACAGACAAGUAAAAACCAGAUAAAAGUAGAUAUGGUGGAUGAGAACUUCACAGAGCUGAGGGGGGAGAUAGCAGGUCCUCCAGAUACACCGUAUGAAGGUACUGUCACAUUCCUGUAAUGAAACUUCCUGGUGAUAUAUGUGCUUUAAAAAAGCAAGGGGUUGUCACGCCUAAUUCUUGUCUUUUCUUCUUCUUGAUUCAAGGUGGGAAAUAUCAGCUUGAAAUAAAAAUUCCAGAAACCUAUCCUUUUAACCCACCAAAGGUAUGUGCUUCAGACACUAUACAACACUUGGUGCUUUUGUAUGGCUUUUGUAUGACUGGUCGUGGAUACAGCCCAAAGAAAUUGAGUUUUUGAGAACAAUACAGACAACAAACUAAAGCGAAUAGUUGACUUAUUAUUAGCAUAGUAGUAGCAUCACUAGUAUGGCUUUGCAGAUGUUGCCAUCCUUAGAAUUAUAACUUUGACAUGAUUUGCACGUAGGAGGGAAUGCAUUCUUAUUUUAAAAAACGGGUCUGACUGAAGUUGAGAUACUCUGAUCUAAUGCCAGAAGCUUAUUUUAAAAACACAAUUUAUUUUAGCUUGUUUUGACAAUUUUCUGCCUUACCCUUGGUCCCUCAACUCCAGUUAUUUGGUAGAUUUAAAGAUAUUAUGACUAUCUGUGUAUUCACAUCAAGGUCUGUUACUGACAAUUCAAAGAGUCAAUUGUAGUUUUGCCUCUGUCUUUGAUAACAGAGUGCAGAUGGAAAAAAGGUCAAUUCAACAGAGUUCAGGCAGCCAGAAAAUAACCAUCUAAACCAAACCGGUUAUGUAACUCGGUACAGAAUUUACUGAGAACUACAGAGUUGUUGGGGAAUCAUAGUCACUCCUACGCACUCACAGAUCAGAAACCAGAGUACGGUGUAAGUGUAUGGGGAAUCCUCGUGUCAUAGACUCAUCUAUUCCUAUAAUUAUGAUGGUAACAUGAUGAAGUUUAUAAAAAAGCUGCAGAGGAACAGAUCCUUCCUUCUUUUUAGUCAUCUAAUGACCUGACAAAUCCCAUUCUUCCUUCUUCACAGUUAAACUAUGAUAAAAACUAUGAUGAUAAAAACAAGUGGUCGGUCCUUAUUGGUUUGUCAGUGAUGGAUGCUGAUGAUUAGGGAGCAGUUUGACAAAUGGCUGAUUUAUGAUGUUGAUACCACAUCAUUGGAUUUUGUGCAGUUAUAAAAUAUGACAAUUUAAUCACAGCAAAUGCGAAACAAGUCAUGUCUAAACCAAUUAUUCCAUUUACUGAACAGUCUAGUAUACAUGGAUUUUUGUGGCCAAUAAUUUGUUUUAGAUGGAUUUUUGCUCAAUUUUUAGAAUAGAAAACAAAUAUGCCAGAGGUUCCAGAGCAUGACUUAAAAAAGCACUGUUCUGGACUUCACUACAUUCUAUGAACAUCAGACUGUAGCUGGUAUGCUGUCAUUUAUGAUAGUAAACAUAUCAUUUAGAAAAGGUGAUUAUGAAAUUUUGAGGACACUUCAUGGCAGAUUGCACAAACGUUAAAGUAAAAGCACAGGGUUGUGUAAGUAUGUCUGCCACCUUCCCCAAACUGUCCGUUAGCCUUUUUGAAUGUUUUUAAAGAUUAUUGAGAUAAACCAAAGAGCCAAUCUAAGUGAACAAACUUAAUACCAUUGCAGUUUGCUUAUAUACCAUCUAUCAUGUGACCAGAGGUAACAAUAACAUGGGUUCCCGUGGUGUUCGCAGACACUUUUUGGGGAUUUUAAUUGGCCUCUCAAGUGCAGAUGUUGGCAGAUGCUGAAUUAUUUUGAAAUGUCGUUAAUAAAUCCAAUCAAUUCAUCUAUCUCUGUUAAAAACAAACAUGAAGAAGUCUAGUCUAUAGUUUUGUGAUCAUAGUCAGACGUAUUUAGUGACAGCUUCCACUGCUGAACUAACUCUACCUCAGUGUGAACGUCAAAGUGUAAUACUUGCCUUCUCCUACUCUGUUACCAUACCCCUGUUCAUCUUCAACACCUCUCUCUCUCUCUCUCUCUCUCUCUCUCUCUCUCUCUCUCUCUCUCUCUCUCUCUCUUAGGUGCGUUUCAUCACUAAGAUCUGGCACCCUAAUAUCAGUUCUGUAACAGGAGCAAUAUGUCUGGACAUUUUAAAAGAUCAGUGGUGAGUGAAAUGUAUAUCUGAACCUUAUGAGGUCCUGUAUUCAAAAGCUUUCACACUCUGCGUCAGACUCGAGUCAAACCAUAUUUGUAAAUCUUGCUCUCACAGGGCAGCUGCCAUGACCCUGCGGACGGUGCUGUUGUCUCUACAGGCUCUUCUUGCUGCAGCAGAACCAGAUGAUCCACAGGAUGCUGUUGUAGCAAACCAGGUUUGUUGUACUCUCAUGUUUAACUUCUUAGGAUUUUUUGGUCUUGUGUGAAAAGUCACACAAUCUUUCUCAAAAUCCACUGUUUCUGAUGUCUUUCCCAUUUAACCCUUUUUACUGUGUUUUCUCUGCAUCUUAAGUAUAAGCAGAACCCAGAAAUGUUCAAACAGACUGCCAGGCUGUGGUCUCACGUCUAUGCAGGCGCUCCUGUAUCCAGUCCUGAUUACACACGCAAAAUAGACAAACUUUGUGCCAUGGGCUUUGAUAAGGUCAGGACCACUUUCUUCUUGUUAUACUGUCAGUGUGUUACAUUAUCAUUAUUAUUAUUGUUGUUAUUGUUUAUUCAGGGGGGUGUGAUUUAUCUAGCUCACUAUGAUACAAUCACUCAAGCGUCAGAUAAUUGAUGGGCAAUAGUUUAAAAAUCAGUGAAUUUUUUUGUCACUGUGAUAAAAAUGACACUUGAAGAUUUACUGUUUCCGAGCUCUUGAACAUUGAUAUUCUCAGUUUUUUUAAAUUAUCUUUGAUUGGAAAUGGAAUAUCUUUUGGUUUUAGGUGGUUUAUCCUGUAGAAAUAACUCAUUUAGGGACACUAGUACAUUUUGUAUUAUGUUUAUUAUUGUUUAUUAAAGCAGUACUUUAAUCUACACUGAAAACAUAGUCAUAGGUGUUGUUAGUAGAACUUGUUUUAACAUUUACAGUUACAGUUGAUCUUAUCUUGACUUUGUAAAGUAGGACUUGUAUUCCAGCCAUUUCUAACUUGAUUUCCCUGCUUGCUUACAGAAUGCAGUAAUAGCAGCCUUGUCUUCAAAAUCCUGGGAUGUAGAAACAGCGACAGAGCUGCUUCUCAGCAACUGAAACCCUGCCAGGUGUGAGGAUCCUCCAUCAUAGCUCCCCACGGCACCAUCCCACCAUUGCCUUUGUUAAACAGACAGCCCCCUUCUUUUCCCAAUUCACUACAGCAGUCUGAGCCUGCUUUUAAAACAAGUUUGUUUGCUACAGACUCAACACGGGUAGCCCUACAAUCUUCCAUACGCAGCACACCACCCUGUUGCCUGUCUGACUCCAUCUGUCCAUUAUAAGUCUGUUUCUUCCACUAACUCAACCUGUAUAAAAAGCCACCACAGUCUUUCAGCCAUGCAUCUUGCCUUCCAUUUCCUUCAAUCAUGUUUGCUCUGCAGCUUUCUCUCCUUAUCUCCAAUUUCUGUUCAUUGUCGCAGAGAAUCAAAUAACUGCCAUCGUCUGUAGGAUUUUCCAGGGUAAUAAUGUUGAGGAUAUUCUGAACACUGCUGUCAUACCAAACUGCAAUCUCCUCCCCACCUGACCCAGUUGGAUUCUAUAUGGACAUGAAACGCUAUUAAGAUCCCGCUGGAAUUAAUCGAAGCGACUGGAGUGGGUGUGAUGGGUAACUCUUGAUCAGCAAAUUGUAGAUGUUUGAAUCAACGCAGAGCUUUCAAUAAACAGGUUUGUUUUCCAUUUGUAGAAUCAGUGGACGUCACACAUCGAAAAAAGUCAGCAAGAAGAGAAAAGUUAUCUGUAAAUAGUGGAAUGUACAUUUGAAGAUACAUGGGGAUAUACUUUUUUCUUACAUUGCAUUGUAAAACAAAGUUAUUUUAAAUAUAAACUAUGUCUAGUUUACAGUUAUAAUGUAGAAAUAUCUCUUAAUGCUUUUGUGAGCCCCGGAGAAAUCCCUCUAAAUAUCCUGCUCUGGGUUUUUUCUUUCUUGGAGACAGUUGUUAAGGGGGCUCAGCCAAAAUCCUGUUGCUAACAGUGGGGGAGGUGACGGUCAGCUCAAGCCUGAGACGGUCAUUACACUUCACCUUUUCUGCAAUCCCACAAUCCAACCUUUUCUUGUGUCUUAUUAUCGUCCUUGCAUGUUCUAUGCUGCCUUUCUUUUGUUUGGCCAAACGACGUGGUGAUGGGGCAUCUGUUAGAUUUAACGUCUUCUCUGAGUCGUGGAGCUUUUGCAAAGACUCUUUCUGAACCUGUGGGAAGAUGCACCUGGAUCCUCUGCUUGGCAAGCCACUUUUUCUUUAAAGCACACCCAGUUUGGCUUCAUAUUUGUGGGGAACCAAAGCCUUUUUCUGUCAUUUUCUCAAAUAUGUUGCUGGAAAAUGUUCUUCUCUACUUUGAGCAGGGGAUAACUAAACCUCCAGGAGGAAAGGAGAGAUUUUGAAUGCCAUUGAUUUUGUGAUGCUGUGGUUGUUUUUAAACUUGUUCUCAGAACAAUCGUUUUCAUCCAUGCGCACGAUGUUUCAGCCACGGAUUACGGAUCUGCUGUCCCUCUCGGUCCUGAUGUUUAUCAUUAAAAGGGGCUUCAUCUUGAAUAACUGAUCCAGUCCAGCAGUUCUCAAUCAAAACUUUGGCCAUAAAGAGGUGUAUAGGUAAUGUCCUAUAUGUCUGAUCAUGCUUUACUACACAGCCAAAUAAAAUGCUCAUUGAGGUUGUCUAUGAAUGAUGUCUUCUGAGUGAAAAGAGGCUGGAACUCCUCUGUUGUGUUAUGAGGCAGACGGCAUCUCUGCACAAUGUCUUCACGUGUUUUGGUUUGAGGAUGAUGGACUGUAAAGGAGUGUUCUGCGCGAUUGGAAGUGGGGUCUUCAAUCCUCACACAUGGCCUUUUUUUUAAGACAUCGUCUUUCCGCUCGGUCUCAUAUGACAGUACAACACAGAUAUCAUGCACCUCCAUUGAUGGUGAACCAUGUCCAGCCAAGGCCCCCUCCCCCUCCAAACACUCAUAGUAAGGGGUCCACAUCAUCUUGUAAAUACUUGGGUCCUGGUUAAGGAACUGUGUCAUUAUCACUAGAGUGCACCAUCGAUAGCUGGAUCUAUAUUUUGUAAUAAAAAGAAAGGACAAAAAAAGGAAGAGAAGCCCCCUCCUCCCUGUCUUCCUGGUGUUGUAUGUACAAUAUUGCACGAUGAAGAAGCAUAAAAACAAGGGGCUGUUGCAUCUCGGUUUCUCCAUUUGGAUUGAGACUUUUUUUCCUCUUUUGUUUCCUUGGAAGCAAGCAUCAGCAGUAUAAAAAAGCAUGGUUAUUUAUUGUGACAGUGUCAUGUUUCUUUGAUUAAAAAAAGUUGAAAAUAAA